Effrenium voratum is the source of this 4454-nucleotide messenger RNA. NCBI's taxonomy places the organism in Eukaryota, Dinophyceae, Suessiales, Symbiodiniaceae. The record is from the annotation of a GenBank genome assembly.
GCUACCAGAAGGGUUGCGAAGCUCGCCUUUGGCGCCAUGCCAUGCUGUCCCCCGCGCCGACGGAGCUGGAUUCCGACUCGGACGCCAAGCCAGCGGAGCCGGUCCCGGUGGAUUCGGACAGCGAUGCGGAGCUUGUGCUGCCACCGCAGCGAGAAGUGGCAGCUCCUGCGACAGGUCGACAGACCUCUCUCUUGCACUGGGCAGGUGGGCAGUCGGGGAAGAAGCCCAAGCUGGGCUCGGUGGAGAUGCGGAAGCGCCGCAAGGAGCGGCGGGAGCUCGCGGCGGAUUUGCGCGCCGGCGUGCUGCCGUUGCCGCCUCCAGUGGUGGGCUACGAUGUCCAGGUGGAAAGGCUUUGCUCGUCGCACAAAGUCGCAGACCUGGAGCUCUUCUUCCCGCGCGCGCCGCUGGCGUCGCAGCUGCAGCUCAUGUCCGCGGCGUGCGUGGCGCUCGGCGAUCCGCGGCCGCGGGCGGCCUUGCUGGAGAGCCCCACGGGCACCGGCAAGACAUUGGCGUUGCUGAGCUCCGUGCUGGCUUUUCAGCAGAAGUGCUUCAGGUCUUGGCAGGAGGGCGGUGGAGUCCUUCCACCCGCCCCAGCCAUCAAGAGCAUGAGGCCCGGCGAGGAACUCACGACGCCAGUGCCACGGGUGGUGUGGAUUGCGCGCACCCACGACCAGCUGGAGCAUGCCGUGGCAGAGCUUCGACGUCUGCCCUACCGCCCCCUGCAGUCCUUGAGGAUCUCGCGGGAGCGGUUCUGCUUGCAUCCCUUCGUGCAGCAGGCCAUCGACAAGUCUGCAGCUUGCGAGAUGGCCACAGUGACGAGGAAUGGCAAUGCCCUGGGAGGUGGCAUUUCCGGGUGCGUCCACUUGGACAAUGCGGAAGCCAUUGGCUAUCCGAGCACCGCGACUCACCGUGCAAAGUUCGAGGCAGGUGGGAAGCUUGCGGUGUAUGACAUCGAGGACUUGGUGAAAGAGGGGCAUGACACCCACACCUGCCCUUACCACGCAGCCAUGGACUUGACCAAUGAAGGCGCGGGCAUCGUCUUUGCCACGUACCCCCAGAUGUUGGACCCCUGCGUUCGGGAGACCAGCAGCUUCGACCAAGUGCUCCAGGACAGCGUGCUGGUCAUCGACGAGGCCCACAACGUGGCGCAAGCCGCCCGGGACUGCAGCAGCUUCCGCGGGAGCAUCGUGGACUUUGAGCAUCUCAUGUCGAAGCUUCAAGGCCUGGCGAAGGCAACCGCGGAGCAGGAGGCGGUGGACUUGGCCUCCCGCGUUUGUGCCGCGGUGACGCGGCUCCGAGACUGGCUGCUGGGUGCCGCCAAGGGCGACUCCGGCCCGGUGAAGCUGCAGGAGAUGGGGGCGGAGCUGCGGGACCGAGGCGGUCGAGGAUGCUUGGUGCUGGUUUCGCAGAUUGCUGGCCUGCAGAGUGCCAAGGAGGUCCAGCAGCUCCUGCGCAUGCUGCGUGGGCUGCGGCGGCGCUUGAUCGAGCACGGACUCGAAGGUUGGGCGGUCCGAUCCUCGGCGGUCAACGAGAUGGACACCUUUCUGAGAAAGAUGUCCCUGGUGCUGGAAGAGGGCGGCCAAGGUGGCUAUGCUUUGGUCGUCUCGAAGGCUGGCUUCGGCCAGCAGGGCAAGAUGGCCAUGGUUAGCCUCAGUGGCCGGGUGGCCUUUCAACAAGCAGCUUCCGGCUGCCGCUCUGUGCUCCUCGCAAGCGGGACCUUGGCACCGUUCCCCCUGUUGCAGCGCGAGCUGGGCUUCGCAGACGUCCCAGGCGCAGAGCCCAGCGUCUUCACCACAGCCCCGGUGCUGGCGGAGAUUGGCCAGACAUCCAUCAGCAGCCGGCUGAAGGCGCUGGCCAUAGGCUCCGUGGAGGGCCAGAAGCUCAGCUCCACUCGGAGCUUCCGCGCGCAGCACGGGCCGCAGUACCUCGCGGCGCUGGGGCGAAUACUUGCGACGCUGCUGCCGGCGAUGCCCAAUGGGAAGCUCGUGUUCUUCCCUUCCCAUGAGCAGCUGAACGACGCUGUUGCCCACUGGUCUCGCCUCGGCCUGCUCAGCGGGGACCGCCUUUGCGGCAUCCCUGCGCUGCUGGAGACGUCCCAGACCUCGUCCGAGGCGGCGGCGCAGCUGGUGAUGAGGUACCGGCAGCAGGCAGCCAGGCCGGAGGGCGCCGCCCUGCUGGCGGUGAUGCGGGGCCGCUGCGCCGAAGGCGCCGACUUCAAGGAUGAGGCUGCCCGGGGCGUGGUGGUGGUGGGCGUGCCCUUCCCCAGCCUGGAGACGGAGGUGCGCCUAAAGAUGGAGUACGAGGGCCGCAACGGCUCGGCCUGGUACGAGGCGGAGGCGUACCGGAACGUGUCUCAGGCGGCAGGGCGACUUCUGCGGCACCAAGCUGACUACGGCUGCCUUUUGCUACUGGAUGGGCGUUUCACGGGCGAACCGCCGCAGCUUUCUGGCUGGCUGCGGCAAGAGCUGAAGCGCUCGCAUUCCACGCGCGACGUGUCCUCGUCGCAGCUGGAAGCGGUGAAGGAGGAGCUUACACAAUUCUUCCUCCGGAACGAGGCUGCCGCUGCUUGCGCGCCGGAAAAGCAGCGGGGCAAAUGCGGCGCGCACGCUAGCUUCCCGAGCUAUGAGGACGGGGCUCGCCAAGCAAGCCGCAGUUUCCGCAAGCCCAAGGGCACCUCAGAUCACUCAGACCCCCGAACUGCAGAUCCGCCGUUGCCGCAUCCUGGCGAGCCCUGCGCGGUUCUGACGCCCAUUGUGGGGGCAAAUCUGACUGGCUCCGCGGAGGUCAGGUGGUACAUGGACGCCUUGACCCACCGACCUGCAGAGAAUGGGCGCAGCUUCGACGCCGCGGUGAAGGGCGUGCAGUUCGACCGCUUUGGGGCGGUCUGGUUCCGGGGUGUGGAGCUGUGCCCUGCCCGAAGCCUUUUGGGAGCCCGGCUCCGCACUACCACGCCGGAGCCAUCACCCAGUGGAAUUCACUGGCACGUGCAGCGGGACGUCACAGAGUUUCAGCGCCUGAGCUCGGAUUUGACAUGGACUUUGGUCAUAAGGCAGCUCUUCCUGGAGUCGGGGGAGAUGAUGCUGAUGAUACCGAACAUCGUGGACGCUACAUACACCGGCCCAGAUGUGACAGUGGUGCCACUGCAGAAUGCCAGCGGCCGCACCAACCCGCUGGACGCUAUUAGUUAUGACGGAGCCAGCUCACAAGUGAACCUGGUGAAGCUUGGAACGGUCAGCCCGACGCGCAUUAGGCUGGACCUCUUCGCGUCUGGACAUGGCUGCGAGGAGUUCUGGUACACCAAUGUUCCGGGCACGGACGCUCCACCGGGCGUUUGUGCUGGAGGCUCCUAUCGAGAAAUACUGGUCUAUGUGGAUGGCAUGCUGGCUGGCGCUUGCUUCCCGUUUCCGGUGAUAUAUUCAGGUGGAAUCAACCCGCUGCUGUGGAGACCGCUGGCGGGCAUCGUGUCUUUCGACAUCCCGCCCUACGAGUUCGAUUUGACCCCGUUUGCGGGCUUACUGACGGAUGGUGCCACGCACAACAUCACGGUGCAAGUCUGGGGCAACAACCCAACAGGCAACUGGUUCUUGGACCCCGUGCUGCUCGUGGAGCAUGGAGAUGGUGGGAUCGUUGGGGGCAAGGUCUAUGGCGCAACCAAAGCGCCACAUGUCACUGAGGUGGUGAUGAACCUCAGCAAUGGCUCCACGGUGCAGCGCAUGCAGGGUCAGCACGAAUUCGAGGUCCGUUCGAUUCUGACUUUGGAGGAUGGGCGCGAAGUGGAAUGUAACUUGUGGGCGGACCUGCGCGCCAACAGCAGCAACCUUGGCCUUGAGAGUGCGCAGCUCACUUUCGGCUCCUUCAGGUCGCAGCACGUGAGCUUUUGCGGGGACCUCUCCACUACAGUGAAGGCGGAGUUUCCGCUGUACGUCUAUGACUUCUUCGCGCAGGAUGACACGAGUAUGCUGCUCAAAGCCUCAGUGGACUACACGCGCAUGCUGAACGUAUCGGUCAAAGCCCCUGGGUCUCCAGAUUAUGACAUCCGGAUGCGGAACGCCAUCUCCAGCCAUGCUGUCUAUAACAGGUCCAUCAAGAACCACAGCCAAGUCAAUGUGCAAACUUCAAGUGGGACGGAAACUUUUGGAAUUUCCACGGGCCGUCGGACGCCCUGCUACAACAAGCUACUGUUUGCCAACGACGGCGAUAUUCUCGCGGACCACAGCCGUUAUGACUGCCACUGGCCCUUCGGCCUCUACGUUUGCGGGUCGGCCAUUUGCGGUCGCUACGGCCGGAAGAGCACCGCCGAGCUGGUGGCGAAGGCCCUCCCACGGCCGCACCUCAGGCCGCCCCGUGCUCAUCUCCAGCGCCGUACCCCGCUGCUGGACCACACGUUGCGGCGGCCAGCGCGGCCGCUGCAGAACCUAAGCGCGGAAGGCAAGCCGCGUGUGAUUUAUUCCUGA